Messenger RNA from Trichoderma gamsii, 441 nucleotides. RefSeq lists its product as hypothetical. Bases 1 to 441 code for a protein of 146 amino acids. The record is from RefSeq and is a predicted model, not a curated record. Gene Ontology annotation, cellular component: nucleolus. The transcript is spliced from 2 exons. Lineage: Eukaryota; Fungi; Ascomycota; Sordariomycetes; Hypocreales; Hypocreaceae.
AUGGGCUCCGACGACUACAAAGCCAUCGGCGGCGGCGGCGCGCUCAAGCUGAAAGGCGCCAAAGUCAGCAAGAAGAAGAAGAAGGUCGCCAAAUCAGACCUGGAAAAGAACCUGUCCGGCGGCGGCGACGACAACGCAGUAGCGCUCGUCAAAAAGAACCAAGACGAUGAAGACGUCCCCAAAGCGAAACGCGACAAGCAAAAGGGCUCCCGGGACGAGGACGAGGAAGAGAGGGAGGAUGAGGAUGAGCCGGUUGCGGUAAAGACGGAAUCAGAGCGACGGCACGAAGAAGCGAGGAAGAAGAGGCUUCUUCAGAGCGCGCAAUCGUCCGGAUCCAGACCCGAGUUGCUAAAGACACACAAAGAGCGAGUCGAAGAACUGAAUACAUAUUUGUCCCGGCUGAGCGAGCAUCACGACAUGCCAAAGAUUGGACCGGGCUAA